GAAGUUCGUAAUACGCGCUGGACUACUUGCCCUUUUUAUCCCUCGGAAGUCGUGAUAUAUGGGAACCAUUGCGUGUGCCACACCCUCCGCCACCGGCACUUCGACGACGGCUCAGACUCAGAGACUCGUUGCACAUUCCUCAGAGCUAUCUGGUUUCCCUUUCUCAUCAAUCCCUGCCGUCUCGAAACGCUCGGCGUCGCUCCUCAAAAAUCCCAAUUCCAUCAACAAACGCUGUUCCAUGGCCAAGCCCCUCCAGCUCAACGCUUCUUCCACCAUUGCUGCAGCAAACGAAGCAGUAGAGGCUGCUUCUUCUGGUUUGGUGGGCGAGUAUGACCUGCUGAUUGUCGGACCUGGUGUUCUGGGUCGCUUAGUCGCAGAAAAAUGGCGGGAGCAGGAACAUCCAGGUUGUCAAGUUUUUGGGCAAACGGUUUCCACUGAUCACCAUGAUGAAUUGAUUAAGAUGGGCAUUAAUCCAUCUUUGAAGGGGACUACAGCGACACACAGGUUUCCGUAUGUCAUUUUCUGUGCUCCUCCUUACCAAACUUCAGACUAUCCCGGUGAUGUCAGGGUGGCUGCAUUGAACUGGAAUGGUGAAGGUUCUUUCUUAUUUACAUCAAGCUCUGCACCAUAUGAUUGCAACGACAAUGGACCAUGUGAUGAGGACACACCGGCAGUACCUAUUGGGAGGAGCCCUAGAACAGAUGUCCUUCUAAAAGCAGAAAAUGUAGUGCUGGAAUUUGGUGGUUGUGUUCUUAGAUUGGCAGGACUUUACAAAGCAGAUAGAGGUGCACAUGUUUAUUGGUUAGAAAAAGGGACUGUUGAAGCUCGUCCAGAUCACAUCCUGAAUCUUAUACACUAUGAGGAUGCGGCUUCCCUUUCAGUUGCGAUCUUAAAGAAGAAUUUUCAUGGCCGUAUUUUUUUGGGUUGUGAUAAUCAUCCUUUAUCCAGGCAGGAAGUAAUGGACUUAGUUGCUAAAAGUGGAAAAUUCAGCAAAAAGUUUGAGGGCUUUACAGGCACUAGUGAUCCACUAGGUAAAAGAUUGAACAACUUGAAAACUCGUGAGGAAAUAGGAUGGAAGCCAAAAUACUCAAGCUUCUCUGAUUUCCUUGGAGUAUCCGAGUAAUUGUUGCAUCCAUCCUCAUUGUUGGGACUGACACCGAAAAAAGAUCUGGCUUUAGGCACUGCAUACCCAGAGAGCUUGGCCAUGAAGCUUCUUAUGGGCUGAAACCUGAAAAUCGAUGUGCACAACUUACGAACGAGAGAGAGAGAGAGAGAGAGAGAGAGAGAGAGAGAGAGAGAGAGAGAGAGAACUUCAGGACAUAUUCAGAUUGAGGUAAGUAGGAUAUCUCUUGUACGUACAAGACGUUAGUUACAGGGGUUGUUUCAGUAUCUAACUAAUGUUCAUGUCGGUUUAUAUUGCUUACCAUAACGGCUUUGCCAUCUGUGGUCGCAGAAAUCUUCUCUCGGAAUUAAAAACAUGCAUCUGAUCUUCAUUGUUGUCAACCUUGGAUAUUACUUGGAAAUUGAUGUUUUUUUUUUUUUUAAUGAUUCAGCCAAUUAUUAACCUUUUACCAAACUUUAAAAAAAAAAAAUUACGUUUAUUGUUUUUCUUUUAGCAAAAUACUUUCAUUUUUACCAACGGAAUGGAAAAUUUCUUGGGAAUCAUGUGGUCUCCUUGGUCUAUGAUAAAUGGCCAUGUGAUGUGCCGGUCUUGUGCGCGUGCCCAACUAUCACGAAUAUACCGACAACCUUAGCAUAAUAAUACAUCAUAGUCUCUCAAGACGCCAUGGAGAGCAUCACCCUUUCUUGGUCUUUGACGUAGUCGACGUUAGUUAGGGAAAAGUGUAAUAAUAAUUAAAAAAACUUUACAACUAACAAGUAUUUAAUAGAUAACAAAAAAUGAAGAUUUAGAGAAACCGCGUAUUCAAAUCAGUAGACUAUAUAGGAGCUUCCACCACCUAACGCAAAAGCAAUUGUCCAAGUCAACUUUCCCCCUUCUUAUAUACUUCGAUCUCCCCUUGCAAGCAAAAUAAAAAGACAUCAGGAAAAAAAAAAAACUUGGAAAAAAUACAGUGGUGCUGGGUUGAUCAUGGGGAAGUCAUGUUGCAUGGAAUCGGACGAGGGUUUGGAUUUCUCGGGCUUCCUCGUAGUGAUUGUCCUUGUUCUGCUUCUCAUGGUUGUAUGCAGUUCUCCGCCUAGACGACGGCCUGCCGUUGUUGCUGUCUAUCGACCUUGCUGGUGACUGCAGGAUCCUCCUCCUUCUCAGAUCAUUGAUACUCUUCUUCUUCUUCCUCUUUUUCUUGUUUUUGUUGUUUUUUUGGUUCAGACGGAUCUUUGUUGGCAACAAAUAAUAAGUGGUCAGUAGGAAUUCUGUAUUUUUUGUUUCCGUCUUUUCCAUUCGGCGUGCAAACUGUUAUUUAAUAUUUGAGAGGAAUAUGAUUUGUGUCUGAACACUGUUGUUUCAUGUCCUGAAACCGUGCGUGUUGUUCAAUCCAAUAAGAGUACAUAACCUCGUGAUUAUCGUCGAUAUUUUUGGUAAGUGGAAUUUAUAGUUUCAAAGCAUUCCGAUUUGUUUAGCUGCAA
This is a messenger RNA of Carya illinoinensis, 2583 nucleotides long. RefSeq lists its product as uncharacterized. Bases 59 to 1123 code for a protein of 354 amino acids. The transcript is spliced from 9 exons. The record is from RefSeq and is a predicted model, not a curated record. NCBI's taxonomy places the organism in Eukaryota, Viridiplantae, Streptophyta, Magnoliopsida, Fagales, Juglandaceae.